ACAACUUAUCGACGCGGUGAACUUCUGGCCUUUGUGUAUUUGCUUGUUUCGGUAACCUUGAUUCCGAUUUUAGCUCUGAAUUCGCCCGACACAUUGGAACACGAUGAUACUUGUGCACCACUUGUUCAGGACGGAAAAGAAAUUCCACAAAGGGCGGCAUACCGUGUAGAUGACAAACGCUCCUUCGGAAAACCUGGGAGUGCGUCUCACCCGGUUCAUAAGAAACACUGUGAAAUGGACGAUAAGCGAUUUUCGUCGGUGUUUCCUGGACAACCACAAGACUGUGCUGACAUCCAAGGCAAUGGGGUGAACAUCAGCGGUAUCUACGGUAUCUAUCCUGGUGGAGUCGGUAGGCCAUUCAACGUCUACUGCGACAUGGACACCGACGGUGGGGGCUGGACGGUUUUCCAGCGUCGAAUGGACGGUUCUGUGAGCUUCUCUCGAAACUGGUCGGACUAUAAGAUCGGCUUCGGAAGCAUCUCUUCCGAACACUGGCUAGGCAACGACAAGAUUCACCAACUGACUAACCAGAAGAUGUACGAACUAUGGGUCGAUCUGGAGGACUUUGCGGGGGAAAACAAAUACGCGAUUUAUUAUCGUUUCAACGUGGGCAAUGAGAGCGAUCAGUACAAGCUGAAACUCGGCAGUCUCAUCAACGGGACGGCAGGUAAUUGUUUCGGCAGGCACUCUGGUUCUGCAUUCAGCACCGUAGACCGGGAUCACGACGAAUCACCCACUAGGCAUUGCGCUAAUUACUAUGAGUCGGGUUGGUGGUUUAAAAAUUGCUAUUGUUGCAACCUCAAUGGGCACUAUUAUCUAAACCCUACUGGAUACAAAAAUGGCGGUGUGAUAUGGCAGACCUGGCACGGCUACAAAUACUCUCUCAAAGGGACUGAAAUGAAGAUUCGGCCAGUGAACCCCUGAUGACAUCUUAAAGAGUUCUCCAGUGACCGUUAAGGAAGUUCGUCAUCCAACCAGCAAAAUUAAACUGUAUCAAUCCU
Molecule: messenger RNA, 1001 nt
Organism: Strongylocentrotus purpuratus (purple sea urchin)
Lineage: Eukaryota; Metazoa; Echinodermata; Echinoidea; Camarodonta; Strongylocentrotidae
Product: ficolin-1-like
Exons: 5
Coding region: 235-924 (229 amino acids)
Source: RefSeq, a predicted model, not a curated record